Molecule: messenger RNA, 2633 nt
Organism: Ruditapes philippinarum (Manila clam)
Lineage: Eukaryota; Metazoa; Mollusca; Bivalvia; Venerida; Veneridae
Product: beta-glucuronidase-like
Exons: 13
Coding region: 352-2442 (696 amino acids)
Biological process (GO): carbohydrate metabolic process; glucuronoside catabolic process
Molecular function (GO): beta-glucuronidase activity; carbohydrate binding
Source: RefSeq, a predicted model, not a curated record
ACAUCUGAGUUUACAUUAAACCUGGUGAUAUUAACCGGCUUGCUUUGGGAAGAAAAAUGUCACAUAAGGUUAAACGCACUUAAGGAUAAUUAGGAUAAUAAUGAUAAUCGUGACAUUGUUAUCAAUGUUUUAGCGAGUGUUGUAUCAGUUAAAACCCUCCUGUAUGAUAAACACAAUAUAAACCUCUUUACUCUAAGAGGAGUUUGAAGUACAUGGAUUUAAUUGAUAGCCGUGUUGUACAAUAUUGAUGUAGGGACAGUGUAUAUGUUUCAUAUAAUAUACAAAUAUAUAUAUAUCUAAAUGUAGCCGAUAAAACACCAUUGUGUACAGAGGAUUAAUUUACCAAUCAACAUGGAAUUUUCAUUAAGGCUUGCAUUUUAUGCAUCAUAUCUACAUGUGUUCUCAAAUGUAUGUUUCAUGUCAAAUGGAAAGCCUGCUGGUAUGCUCUACCCCCGGGAUUCUGAAAGUCGAUCAUUACGACACCUGGACGGAAUGUGGGGAUUUAUGAUAGAUGAUUCGCCUUCAAGAAAUGAAAGUUUUGUCAAUAAAUGGUACAGUGAUCGUCUGUCACAGUUUGGAGACGUUAUACCAAUGCCAGUACCGUCCAGCUACAACGAUAUUACCAACAGCAAACUUGUGAGAGACUUUGUGGGGUGGGCAUGGUAUGACCGAGAGUUUUACUUGGACAACACGUGGUCAAACAAACGAAUAGUGCUCAGAAUUGACAGCGCCCACUACAACGCAAUUGUGUGGGUGAAUGGACAGGAAGCAAUGAGUCACGAGGGCGGCCAUCUUCCAUUUGAAGCGGAAGUGACGAAUAUGUUACAUCUUGAUGGUUCUAAUUACGUCACAGUGGCAAUGAACAAUACGCUUACACCAACUACCCUACCACCGGGCGCAAUCGAAUACAAAACAAAUCCAGAAAAAUACCCUGCUGGAUAUUUUGUACAAAAUCUUCAGAUGGAUUUCUUUAAUUAUGCCGGACUACAUCGUCACGUGACGUUAUAUUCAACACCAGUGACGUAUAUAGAAGAUAUAGAUAUCACCACUGACAUUCAAGGAAAUAAUGGUAUAGUCAGUUAUGUCAUCUAUUCUGGCGGCAAAGCUGACUUGAUCAACAUGAAGGUCGAGAUCAUUGACAAAGUGGGUCACGUGAUUGCAACCAAAACCAGUUACAAGGGCACCGUAACCAUUCCGGAUGCAAACCUCUGGUGGCCUUAUACAAUGAACGUGACUAGCCCAGGAUACAUGUAUACGUUAAAAGUUUCAGUAACAGACGACAACGGAGGUGUCUCUGAUAUUUACCGUCAGCCGUUCGGUAUCCGGACAGUGAGCGUUACAAAUAAAAGUCUCAUUAUAAAUGACAGACCAUUCUACUGCCAGGGAGUUAACAAACAUGAAGAUUCAGAUAUACGUGGCAAAGGUCUCGACUAUGCCCUCAUCGCGCGAGACUUUAACAUGUUAAAAUGGCUGGGGGUAAAUUGUUUCCGAACAUCACAUUAUCCUUAUGCUGAGGAGAUAAUGGAUCAAGCCGACCAGCAAGGUAUCGUUGUCAUCGACGAAAGUCCUGGUGUAGGGAUCUCAAAGACAAAGAGACUGAAGAGCUGCCGAUAUAAAAACACGAAGAUUCCAUGCGAAGACAUUGAUAAAUCACGAAAGAAAAAGAAACAGAAAUCAUCUAGUCUGAAAUACGAUUUCUCCAAAUCAAAUUCGUUCGACCGCAAGAAAAGGAAGCAGAAGAAAGGAAAAAUAAGUGUCACAAUUAGUGACGACAAUUUUAGCAAUAAGUCACUUGAGCAUCAUAAAGCUGUUAUGACUGAGAUGUACCAGAGAGAUAAGAACCGUCCGUCUGUCAUUAUGUGGUCAGUGGCUAACGAACCAGCAACAAAUAAGGCAAAAGCAGGACCUUAUUUCAAGAGCGUUAUAGACCACGUGCGGUCCCUCGAUUCAUCACGACCUGUGACGUUUGUCUGUAAUCAGGACUACAACACAGAUGUUGCGGUUCAGUAUGUCGACAUAAUCCUUGUCAACAAAUAUUAUGCGUGGUAUUCAGAUGUUGGUCACACAGAGUUGAUUCAACUACAACUAGAGAAUGACCUACGACAUUGGCACGCGAAAUUCAACAAGCCAAUGAUUUUGUCCGAGUAUGGCGCUGAUACAAUAGCUGGCUUUCACCAGGUACCAAGUUUUGUCUUCACUGAAGAAUACCAACGGGAGUUUUUAGAGCAAUAUCACAAAGCGUUCGAUACACUCUCAUCAGAAUUUCUAGUCGGAGAAAUGCCCUGGAAUUUUGCAGAUUUCAUGACUGUGCAAGGCAUUACACGUGUUGUUGGAAACAAGAAAGGGCUUUUGACACGUCAACGACAGCCCAAAAUGUCUGCCCAUUUGAUACGUGACAGGUAUAUGAGAAUGAUUCACGGGGACACGUGUAAAAAAUAUUAAUUUGUUUACACAUUGCACUGUAAUACUCCAUAUCUUGAAGUAGAAUAUCAAUAAUAGCUAUAUAUAGUGUACAAAACUGUAUGACAAUACUGUGUAUUGGUCAUGGAUAUUUUUAUAUAUUUUAUUAUUAACAAGAAUGUGGUGUAAAUGUUUAUAUCAGUUUUGUACAAAUAAACUUAUUUACUUUUAAA